This is a messenger RNA of Plasmodium inui San Antonio 1, 372 nucleotides long. RefSeq lists its product as hypothetical. Lineage: Eukaryota; Apicomplexa; Aconoidasida; Haemosporida; Plasmodiidae. The transcript has a single exon. The record is from RefSeq and is a predicted model, not a curated record. Bases 1 to 372 code for a protein of 123 amino acids.
AUGCUUGAGGGAGAGAUAAGUUUGCAAAAAAAUGCCAAAAGGGCGAUGCACACCUUGAACAACCAUUUAUCCUAUUAUUUGGGAAAAUUAAAAAGUCCAUAUAGCGUGGAUGGAAACAUUGAGGUGGGACACGUGCAGAGGAGCAAUCAUACUAUUCACACAACCAUGAGGAUCAUGGAAGAGUAUAAAAAUAGGCUCUUUUUUUACUACAUCAUAAGGGAUAAUUUGCCCAGGUACGAUCCUGACUCUUUUAUAGAUGUGCAUAGGAAAGCGUUUACCUUAUUCAUAAAUGAGUUAGUUACUAUGGAGGAGCGUCACUUAAAUAGAUAUGAACUGGAGUCAGGAACACUCAUGGUGGAAGCCCACGGAUGA